AUAGGAGUUUUGCCUGAGACAGUCCGAGAGUCAAUUAUUAAGUCAAAAAGAACAUAUUGUAAGCAGAGCAUUCAAUGACAAUCACAAGGACUGAUGGUAGCAUAAAAUGGCUAAUGAGAGUGGAACGGGUGACUCCUUAUCUUAUUCUAAGGAGAUCAAUAAGAGUGCACAGGAAAGUUUAAUACCUCUGACAGAAGACUUGGCAGAAUGGCUCUCAAGGGUGUUAGAUGUCAGUGUUGAAGUUGACACGUUGAUGGAUUCAUUAGACAAUGGUGUAUUGCUUUGUAAACUUGCUCAGUUAAUACAAAGGAAAGCUAUAGAAUGCCAAAGGACAGGACAUAAAAUCAAAGAUAACGUACCACAACAUAAAAUCAAAUGUCGAGAGAACGCCACGUCUGAGUCUUUCUUUGCUCGUGACAACAUUGCUACAUUUCUUUCUUGGUGCAGGGAACUAGGAUUAGAAGAUACCUGUCUCUUUGAGACUGAUGGGCUUGUGCUAAGAAGAUCCCCACAGAAUGUGCUAGUAUGUAUCUAUGAACUGGCUAGGCUUGGCUCAAGACUUGGCAUUGAACCUCCGGGAUUACUCAAACUUGAAAAAGAGAUUGAGAAAGAGGAGAGGAACCCUAGACCGGUCUCAGCAAGAAAGGUCUCGGCCUUAGAUGAACAGGUUCAGAAGAUUUCUAAACAGAAGAAAAUAGUGGACAUCCAUCGAAUAUCAGAAGGAAAAUACAAUAUUGGAGGAAAAAUUGUAUUAAUAAGGAUGCUGAGAGGUCGUCAUGUGAUGGUACGUGUUGGAGGCGGAUGGGAGACGUUGGAAUCUUACCUUGAUAAACACAUAGUCACUUCAAUGAAGCGAGUCGGUCGAGCUGUAGAUCUAGACUCGGGUGAAACUAUCCAGGAUGAUUACUUUGUGAUGAAUGCCAAAUAUAAGAGCCAUAAUAACGUCAACAACAAUGGAAGAACAUAGCGCUCACUAAACUUUCCAAAGAUGUUACUUUUUACAUGCUGUAAAACAGUAUUAAUACAAAGUGGCGAUGCAGCGCAGUGAAGGGUAUUUACAAUAUGCGACAAAUACAAGCAUUAAUUGCUUGGGUCAAGUGUUUUGAAUAGUAUUGUGGAUGCCCAGGAUGCCUGCACUAACAACGCAAAUUAAAACUGUGCAGUACUUGUGUUAUGAAAUGGGUCGGUGGUAUGAAUAUAUGGUUGAGAAUUCUUUAAAAACUACUCCAAAUUCCAUCAGAUUGCACAGACAAUCCUUAGGGUGCCGUUGCAGAGAGGUCUAAGGCACCUGGCUGACAUUUGAAAGUCCGGGAUUUGAUCUCCGGCCACGGCACCUGUACCCGUGCGCAAGGCCUUUAAUGGACAGUGCUCUUUUGUCCUACAUUCAAAAAGAUCGAAAUGCUAUAUGCAUUUUUGGUAACUAGGUGUGCACUUCAGUUAAAAAAAGUGCUUAGUACUGCACCUCCAAAAAUUGUAUUUUACUAAUAAUAAUACAAAAUAUAGGGCGCUUAAUACGGGCGUUUCUAAGCGUGCUGUGUUCUGUAUUUAACUUUACAUGGGAAAAAAGUUCAUUGGGCAUAAUAACGCAAAGUGUGACAAAAAUUAAUUAAGAGAGAAAAAAAUGCUAACAGAUUAAAACUGGUGUGCACCUCCAAUGACCGACCCACAACUGGGAUUCAUCGAUUGAAAAGGUAUGUUUUGAGCAGGGCCUUAAACUGACUGACGGACUUGGCACUAUGCAUGUAAGAGGGUAACUUGUUCCAAAGAGAAGGGGCAAUAGAGGAAAAAGCACGGUCACCAAGUUUGCGGUAUUUUGUAGAAGUUUGCCACUCAGAACAUUGUUUUCCUAAUAGAACUAAAGUUAUUAGACUAUCUUAUUCUUUCUAUUAUUUAAAGAUAUACUAGUAUAUGAAGGAGUAGCUAUUUUUUUUUACUCCAGUCCAUGAAAAACCACACAGAGUGUUAGUUAUUUCGUUCUGGCUAUAUAGAAACUUGUCCACUGAAUCCCGUCCUUGAGAAUAAUUGUAUUCAUUCUGCUAUUGCUGCUGUCCAAGGAAGACCUCUUUUAAUUUGUAGUGUGCCUUCAUACAUUGCCUUUUGUUCAGACAAUUCAAAGAUUAUAUGACCAAUUCAAUCCAAUGAGCUUUCAUUACACUCUUUUUCAGGUAUUUUCCUUCUUUUCUUUACGUUUAGAUCUUUCCUUGUUGAACUCUAAAUCUCGGUAUGUUCUCUCUCUGAAACCUUGAAUCAAAAAAAGUAUUAAGUGUUUGUCAAACCAAGCCGUUGAUGAUAAUGAAAGUGAUAUUUUGAUUUAGAAAGUAUACAAAUACGCAUCAUCAAGGCAUAACCGCGCAAGGUACAGUACAUGUACCUAUAGAACAUUUCUAAUGGACUGUUUCAAGCACGAUGUGUGUGUGUUAUGCCCUUGCAAGGUGAUGUGUAUUAUGAUAAGAUAGAGAUAUUGACCCUUGCUAUUAAAGGUCAAGUCCAUCCCAGGAAAAACUUGAUUUGAAUCAAUAGAGAAAAUUAAACAAGAAUAACACUGAAAAUAUCAUUAAAAUUGGAUGUAAAUAAGAAAGUUAUGACAUUUUUAAGUUUCGCUUAUUUUUCACAAAACAGUUAUAUGCACAACUCAGUGAUAUGCAAAUGAGAGACUUGAUGAUGUCAAUCACUAUUUCUUUUGUUUUUUAUUGUUUGAUUUAUACAAUAUUUCAAUUUUCACAGAUUAUACGAUAAGGACCAUCAUGGUUGAGCCACAAAAUGUUAAAACAAUGGCAAUUCCACGUGUUCGGGAAGGAAUAAAAAUUCAUUUCUCAAGACAAUGAGGAGAAAAUUGAAAUAUUCCUUUAUUUCAUUUAACAAAAUACAAAAAAAAAAAUAGUGAGUGGCCUAAGUCAUUGGUUGCCUAAUUUGCAUACCUACCAGGAUGUGCAUAUAAAUGUCUUGUGAAAUCAAGCGAAACUUUAAGAUAUAACUUUCUUAUCCAAUUUUGAUGAGAUUUUCAGUGUAAUGCUUGAUUUAUUUUUCUCUUUUUAUUCCAAUCAACCUUUUGUUGGGGUGGACUUGUCCUUUAAACCAGUUUGUAUCAACACCUUGACUUAUCAACAGAACUAGUCGUCAGUUACCAGUCAUUAGCCAAUUUUCUUCUGAGCUAACUUGUCUAGUCAUGUGAUAGAUAUCAGCCAAUCGUUUGACUAGGAUCCAUAUCACCAUUUUAUAGCAACUUUGUUGAAAAACCUCUUAUAGUAUUCAUACGCUGUACUUUGGACCACAUGAUUCUCUGUCUAUAAAUGUACAUAUGCAAUGUAUUUCAAAUUAGGUAAUGUGGACUGUUGAUUUUCAUUGUGAGAUUAUCUGAAAUAAUUCUGUCAAGAAUGUACAUUCCAUUCUGGGUUUAAGGGAAUGUAGUGCUAUUUCGCAAUUACAUGUAAUUGCAAAUAUUAUUUACAACUGGGUGAUUGAUACAUAAAUUGAACUGAGUAAAUCAAAUUCUUAUGGAGAAAGAAAAUUGGUAACUUAUCGUAAAUUUGUGAGUGAUUGUACGAUCACUUUUCCUGUUUUAUAGUCUGUUAAAAAAUGUUCAAGUUUUUGUUCAACUCGAUCUUAUUUCUCUAUUUCUGUAUCAAAGUUCAUACUUGGUACAUGAUCCUUGGGAAAUACACAUGUGAGCCUAUGAGAAUGAUCAGGUCAAAGGUCAU
Molecule: messenger RNA, 3698 nt
Organism: Lytechinus variegatus (green sea urchin)
Lineage: Eukaryota; Metazoa; Echinodermata; Echinoidea; Temnopleuroida; Toxopneustidae
Product: growth arrest-specific protein 2-like
Exons: 7
Coding region: 107-967 (286 amino acids)
Biological process (GO): actin crosslink formation
Cellular component (GO): actin filament
Molecular function (GO): microtubule binding; actin filament binding; cytoskeletal adaptor activity
Source: RefSeq, a predicted model, not a curated record